CGAAACACUCGUCAGUCGUCACGUCAGGUCCACGAAGCAAACGAAGACAAUGAGUGGGUUGGCGAAAGUGUGAAGAAAACAAAAGGCGGCUUCGCAGGUUUGCGGUUGUGUUGAGCGGAUCAGCUCAAGUUGGCUCUCGCAUUUCUCCUCGGAUUUGCGGUUUUGUUGAGCGGAGUGCGGAAUGGGGGGCGGAUCCGGAUCUUUCCUCAAGGUCUUGGUGAAUAACUUGGAUGUUCUUGUCGGGCCUGUAGUUUCACUUGCUUAUCCUCUAUAUGCCUCUGUUAGAGCAAUCGAAACAAAAUCUGCUGUAGACGAUCAGCAAUGGCUCACAUACUGGGUGUUGUACUCAUUUAUCACUCUAUUUGAGCUCACCUUUGCUCCAAUACUCGAAUGGCUCCCUUUCUGGUCUUAUGCAAAACUGUUUUUCAAUUGCUGGUUGGUAUUGCCACAAUUCAAUGGCGCUGCACAUGUGUAUGAGAACUUUGUCAGGCCAAUGAUUGUGAAUCAGCAAGUUGUAAACAUCUGGUAUAUUCCAAAGAAGGAUGAUUCAGGUAGGCCUGAUGAUGUAAUUUCAGCUGCACAGAGAUACAUUGAGCAAAAUGGAUCAAAAGCAUUUGAGAAUCUUGUUAACAAGUUUAAGAGUUCAAACACAAGACGCUCAAUACUGGAGGAGGUAGAAGUUGAAAGGAGAGCCAGGGCUGAACGAGAAUCUGAAGCAAGGGACGUGAAUCCUUUCUUCAAUCAAGAUUUCCGACACUAGGCAACCCUUUCGUUUUCACUCUCCAGGAACUUGAGGGAAGAUGUCAACUUUAGGAUUGCAUAUUGCACCUGCUGAAUCAGUAAUAUUAUGUAGCUGCACAACAAUGAAUUGUUUGUAAAUGUCUAGGUUUGAAACUCCUGUUCAUGUCAUGGAUCUUUCAUGUUACUGAAGAUUAAGUAUCUAUGCUGCUGAACUGUAGAUCGUGUUUCGUGGUCGCAUGUAGGUUUGUUUAUGAUCUAGGAAAAACUGAAAAGGUUGGUUUUUAUUCGACUC
This is a messenger RNA of Phragmites australis (common reed), 1033 nucleotides long. RefSeq names its product HVA22-like protein a. The transcript has 6 exons. NCBI's taxonomy places the organism in Eukaryota, Viridiplantae, Streptophyta, Magnoliopsida, Poales, Poaceae. The record is from RefSeq and is a predicted model, not a curated record. The coding region runs from base 182 to 760 and encodes 192 amino acids.